AUGGCCGGCCUCAAAACCAUCAUCGUCCUCGCCUUCGUCCUCGCGAUCGGCUUCCUCCUCGUGAUCCUCUCCUCCGCGCUCUACGGAAACUACUUCCCGCUGCUCGUCGUCGCCACAUACUGCAUCGCGCCGCUGCCCAACGCAAUCUGCUCGUGCUGGAGCAACCCCGACGACUUCAUGGACAGUACGGGCCGCCUAGGGCUAGAUCUAGGCAGGUUCCUGACGGGCUUCUUCGUCGUCAUGGGGAUUGCUUUGCCGGCGGCCCUGGCACACUCGGGCAUCAUCCAGGUCUCGGCCAUGGUCAUGUCGAUUAUCGGCGGCCUGCUCAUCUACGGGACAAUCAUCUCGUUCACGAUGUUCUUCCAGGAGGCGGAGGACUUCUAG
Morchella sextelata is the source of this 384-nucleotide messenger RNA. RefSeq lists its product as uncharacterized. Gene Ontology annotation, cellular component: endosome; Vps55/Vps68 complex. The transcript has 3 exons. The record is from RefSeq and is a predicted model, not a curated record. Gene Ontology annotation, biological process: late endosome to vacuole transport via multivesicular body sorting pathway. The coding region runs from base 1 to 384 and encodes 127 amino acids. NCBI's taxonomy places the organism in Eukaryota, Fungi, Ascomycota, Pezizomycetes, Pezizales, Morchellaceae.